Drosophila obscura is the source of this 1788-nucleotide messenger RNA. It is a transcript of the gene eIF4H2, whose product is annotated as transformer-2 protein homolog alpha. Gene Ontology annotation, molecular function: RNA binding. Lineage: Eukaryota; Metazoa; Arthropoda; Insecta; Diptera; Drosophilidae. The record is from RefSeq and is a predicted model, not a curated record.
UUCCCUUUGCCACUUGCCAGUUCUACGUCUCUCGUAGACCUUUCAACAGCGUCUCGUUUAUCGGGCUUUGGACAGCGUUUGGUUUUUUUUUUUUUACAUAUAAUUUGCGAUAACUUUUACGUGGUUCGGGCUUCCAAAUCAAACAAUGGCUAAUCGCUCCUUUGACAAUGGCAAGAACCAGAACCCCCCCCGAGACCGUGACCAUGAGCGUGACCAAGACCGUGACCGUGAGUACAACAGAGAGUUCAAUCGGGACUACAAUCGCGAGCUGAGCAGAGACGUCACCAAUCGCGACAAUCGCGACACUGAUCGUGGAAACAAUCGUGGCAAUUAUCGCGCAAACAAUCGAGACAACAAUCGCAAUCGGGACAACAAUCGAGACGACAGGAACUAUCGAAAUUCGGACCGUGACCGCUACCGUGAUCGGGAUCGCAACCGUGACCGCAACAGCCAGAGGCCGGUGCCCACGGAGCCGCCGUUCAGCGCCUAUGUGGGAAAUCUGCCGCAGGGCCUCGUGCAGGGCGAUGUGAUGAAGAUAUUCUCGGACUUUGAGGUGAAGAGCGUGCGGCUGAUCAAGGACCGCGAGACGGACGAGUUCAAGGGCUAUGGCUACGUGGAGUUCGAGACGUUGGAGCAGCUGGAGCGCGCCCUCGCGUGCAACGGGCGCAUCAAGCUGGACAACUUCUCGGCUCCGCUGCGCAUCGACAUAGCCGACCAUCGACGGCAGACGGGCGAAGGAGCCGCUGCAGGCGGAGGUGGACGUGGCGGCGGCGGCGGCGGAGGACAUAACCAGUCCUCGGGCAGCCGCAACUACUACCAGAGACGCAACUAUCGGCGCGACGACAGCGUCGGCUCCCACCAGAUCCAGCGCCCCAGCCCGGACACCGACAGCCUGCGCGGCUCCCGAAGGCCGUCCUUCUCCAACAGCAGCCCCACCCACAGCACCUUGUCCCUGCGAAACGGCCAGCGGACAUCGGGCGACAACAACAACCGCUCCGGUGGCUAUGGCAGGAACGGGGGCCAUCGCUACCAGACCCACGACAAUGCCCCACGCAGUCGCAACAACAGCUCAGGCUUCCCCGUGUCCCGACCGUCCUCGGGCAGCAUCCAAUCGCGCAAUCGCAACUUCAAUCGUUACCACAACAACGGCAGAGGAGGCGGCGGCGGCGGUGGACGCUCCCCGGAUCGUCAGCGUUUCAACGGCAGCAACGGCAACGGCAUGGGAAAUGGUAAUGGCAACGGAAACUACUCUCAUUUUGUGCAGAAUCGCAAUCGGGAUCGUCGUGGCCACUACAAUCCCAACGGCGGUGGCGGGGGCGGGGGCAAUGGGAACGGCAGCCUCCGUGGCAACAGUCCGACGACAUCCAUCCGAUCCGUCAAUCGCAUUGACGACGACGAUCGCCCGAAGCUGCUGCUGAAGCCGCGCACUGUGACGGACCCCAUCAACGCCCUGGCCAACACCGAGCAGGCCUCGAAGAUCUUCGGCAAGGCCAAGCCACGUCCCGACCUAGCCACGCCCACAUGCUCGCCACGCCGGGAGGAAAAGGGCGGCACCAGCAGCGACUAACCCACCAGACCAGAACAGAGAUCACCAAAGGAAGGCACCCCAAAAAACAGAAAAUAAUUCGGAAGAAAUAUCACAAAAGAUUGAAGCAAACCCACCAAAUCAACAGCAACAGAAACAGGCAACAAGCAGCAGGAAACAGGCAACAGGAUUGAUUGAUCCCCUCCUCUUAACGUUCGUGUCAAAAUGAAAUAUUGUUUAAUUAAAUCUUUAUGUGCAGAGAA